AUGACCAAAGAAGCUGAAAGAAAACUCAGAAAACUCUCUAACCUUUGUAUCAAACAUGUACAUCAAUAUGGAUCUAUAGGCCUAGUCCAACAAACCCAACCACAUCAGGUUCCUCUAAUCUCAGAUAGGCCUUGUCUGGCUUCCCUCUUAGGACUACCAAUACCAGUAGGCCAAAAACCCUUUCUACCUAAACCACCGAAGAUUCCUACUUCCCCAUUCAAGAGCAAUUCUGUCCCAAACAACCCUGAAACCUCUACAAAUGACCAACAAGUUUGCAACUUAUCCAACCACCAGCUCUCAGAAAUAGAAAAAACAGUUUUGACCAAGGGUCUCAGUUUUUGUCCCACACCCCGUUUUGACCAUUUUGGCCUAGUGAAAGACAUCAUGUCGCUAGCUAGGAACCUACGUCUCAAACAUUAUUUCAACUCACAAGAUCAAGACAACUCGAAAUCCAACAGUGUGGCGCCCUCCCUAGCGAAGUUUGCUCCACCCUCGGACUUCGAUCCCCCACCGUUACCAGCAGACCAUCCGAUAGAACAAUAUAUCAACUUCUUGGUACAAAACAUCUCAGAUCCUACUUUCGAAAACAACGUAACCUCUACAACACUCCAUAACCUCACCGAAGCCGAGAAAAAAGCCAUUUCAACUUUAAAAUCAAAUACUGAUAUCAUGAUCCUUCCAGCUGACAAAGGCUCGACCACAGUGAUAAUGAAUAAAUCUGAUUAUGUGUCAGAAAUCCAACACCAGCUCAGUGAUUCUUCCACCUACCUCCCUCUGAAAGAAGAUCCAACUAUAAAGUACACCGCUGAACUCAAGGAAAUAAUUUACAAACACUCCAAAUCCAACAAUAUCUCCCCAGAAACAACAAAUCUGUUAAUACCAGAAGAACCCAUCUGCCAAAAAAUCUACAUAUUACCAAAAAUCCACAAAGGCAUAACACCACCGCCAGGAAGGCCCAUAGUAUCAGGCUGCGGUUCUUUAACGGAACGUAUCUCUUCAUACGUAGACGCCUAUCUACAACCGCUAGUACAAAACUUGGCCUCAUAUAUCAAGGACUCCAAUGAUUUUUUGCAAAAACUUAACAAUGUCAGACAACCACUCCCCGCUAACACUCUCAUGGCCACUAUUGAUGUCACCUCACUCUACACAAACAUACCUCAUGUCCACGGCCUAACAGCAACAGAAAACUACCUUCAAAACAGACCCAAAGGAUCCCUACCCACCACUUCGUUUAUAACUCAACUGAUAAAAUUCAUUCUGGAAAAGAACUAUUUCCAAUUUCAGGACAAACACUUCCUACAGAUCAAGGGCACUGCCAUGGGUACACGAAUGGCCCCAUCUUAUGCUAAUCUCUACAUGGGGAAUUAUGAAGAAAAGUUUUUGUCUAGCCGUGAACACCUCCCCAUCUGCUGGUUUAGAUACAUUGACGACAUUUUCAUAAUUUGGACCCACGGUGAAGAAUCACUACGGAAGUUCCUGGAAGACCUCAACAGUUUUGGACCGCUAAAUUUCACCUGGGAUUUCUCUGAGACUUCCAUAAACUUUUUAGACCUUACAAUUCAUCUAAGGAACAAUAACCUCACCACAUCUAUCCACAUAAAACCGACCAACCACCAACAAUACCUCCAUUUUUCUAGUUGUCAUCCGAAUAACACCAUGAGAUCACUUCCUUACAGUCUUGCCCUAAGGGGAAAUCGCCUAAUUUCAGAACCGAAAGACCGUACACAAUACCAAACCCAACUUCAAAAAGCCUUCGAAAACCGAGGCUAUCCUAGUACUCUCGUAAAAUCUCAGAUCCAAGCGGCUCAGAACCCACGUCCAACUACAAAGAAAAAUACCAACCAUCUUCAAGUAAAUUUGAUAACCACUUACCACCCUGGCCUGCAACAACUAAACAACCUCCUUAAAACAGGUUUCAAAAUCCUAGAGUCCUCCAGCCAAACCAAAAACCUCCUUUCAAGAGCCCCUUCCAUAAUCUAUAGGCAACCCCCAAAUUUGAGAAAUAUGCUAGUCCACCCAAAACUCCCAAAUCCAUCAAAAAUACCAUUUGAGAAACCAAGACCGGGCUCAUACCCAUGCAAUGAAAACCGAUGUAAAUCUUGCCAGAUACACCAUCCUACAGAAACUUUUACCAGCACACACCAUAAUAAUAAAAAUUACAGAAUCCAAGGCCAUCAUACCUGCAGCUCAGAGAACCUUAUCUACCAGCUUCAAUGUUCACAUUGUCCAGCCCAGUACAUAGGCCUAACAACCGAGACUCUCCGAAAACGCAUGAACGGCCAUCGACAUGAUGUUAAAACUAGCAAAGAAAAACCAGUUGCACAACAUGCCUUAUUCCACCAACUUCUAUUUGAUGACUGUUUCACCAUAAAAGCUCUAAAAUCAUUGCCAAAGAACCAAUGCAAUAGUUCAAUGCUCAGAAGAUGGGAAUUAGCUUACCAGUUUGUGACCAACUCCAGAACCCCACCUAACCUCAACAUUAGAUAA
Molecule: messenger RNA, 2487 nt
Organism: Macrosteles quadrilineatus (aster leafhopper)
Lineage: Eukaryota; Metazoa; Arthropoda; Insecta; Hemiptera; Cicadellidae
Exons: 1
Coding region: 1-2487 (828 amino acids)
Source: RefSeq, a predicted model, not a curated record